This is a messenger RNA of Cinara cedri, 669 nucleotides long. The record is from the annotation of a GenBank genome assembly. Lineage: Eukaryota; Metazoa; Arthropoda; Insecta; Hemiptera; Aphididae.
AUGCCAUUACAGUAUGCGCCGUCGUCGUCACGAGUCACGACCGUCUGCGAAAUUUACAAUCUGCGGUCAAAACGUUUUAAUCAAAAUAAAAACAUAUAAACAAAUCGUUAUCUUCAUCAACAUCAUCAUCAUCAUUAUUAUUACUGUUGUAUUUUUAAUGAUUUAUUGUAUGCAUAUUGUGUAAAAUAUAUUAUAGCGAAGAAGAAAUAGACACGGAUACAAGGGAAUUAGGCGUUCAAUCCCCAACCCCGAAAUUCGAUAAAUCCAAUAUAAUAUACCAGUUCUAUAACUCAAUAUGUUUAAUUUUGUUUACUUAUAGGACCUCUUCCUACAUUUGUUUCUGUGAAUCUAUCUGCGCUGAAGUUAUAUUUAUCCGUAAUUUCAGAGGCGUUCACUGUGGCCACGAAGAGGAUGAUGCUGAGCAUUGAACAUAGGCACGUUUAUAGGUGCUAUUCGUUGGUGGUGAUUAAUAUGAGACUAGGAGGAAGGUUGAUCCCGGAGAUGGAUCGUCGAAGCCAUGUUGGAAUCCACAAGAUCAAACGGAAGGCGGUCAAUCAGUUAGUCUGCAGUAAGUUUCUUAGUCCAAAAGACGAAGACCACUAUGGGCAGACGUUGAGGCAAUCUAGACAAGAUCAACUAAUUAAAAUUGCUGACCCAGCAAUGCUUUGA